AUGCCAAGUGCGAAUACGGAUGCGGAUGCGGAUGCGAACCCCACCGACGCCACACGGCGAGCAGACGACAUGGGACAACCCGAGCCCCCCGCUUGGGCAAACACCUCGUCCCAAGAACUAGCCGCUGCUGCGAUCGAAACCGACCCAGACCCAGAGCUAUUCUCCAACACCCUCCCCGCUAUAGGGCAUGACGAUCGUCCCGACGCUCGCGCCCUCGUGAUCCUCUCGCCACGACAAUCCCCGUCACCUACCCCACCACCACCUGCCGACAACUCGAUCUUGGCCGGCCUUCCUCGCCCUCUGAGCAUCACGGGUGGACACGCCGCCCCUCUUCGUCCUCAUUGGGCUAUGAACAAUCUUCCGGCUCGAUCCCUAGCGCGCCGCAACAGGAUCAGAAACAAUCCAGUCGAAUCCGAGUCUGAAUCCGAGUCUGAAUCCGAGAUCGAAGACGACAACGAUGGCGAACCAACGGACGUUGACGGCGCCGAUGAAGGAGAUCUGACCAUGUUUGUCAACUCGUUGCGCACGGGCGAAGCCAGUCGCGAUAGGAGACGCUCGAGGAUCAUCAGCGAGGACAGCUUCCCACCGUUCUACGUCGACUUUGACGUGAUCGAAUACAACCCCGACGGGGAGGCUGCGGAGGAUGGGGAGCAAGAGCCGGCACUUCGGAUGCAACCACGACAACGGGAAGAACAAGGACUUGCAGCAGAGGAUGGUUCCGAGCAGGGCUGGCAAGGCUGGGAAGAGUUUGAACGACAUGCCAUGGCGAUGCCACCAUCGACGGAGGAUUCGGGCAGGCUUUGGAGGGUAAGUCUUGACUCGUUGGAUGUCGCUUCAGUUUCGAGAGCUACUGAGCUGACCCGCGAUUGCUUGGACCCGAUCUCGUUGCAGCACGAGCCCGUUGAUAUCCGACGCUUGGCUGAUGCUCACCCACUGCCCCGAGGAGGCGCAAAUCUCGCUCGAACUGCCACGAUCGGUCGUCAAGCGCCGGUCAAUUCGCAAACGAGGACCGCCAGAAACUCGAGCCAACCCACGCCGGCUUCAUCGUUCUGGCUCCACGAUUCGGAUGCGACGUCGUACUCUUUCUCGUGGACUCGGACAAGAACCCCGGAAGAGAUACAGCGCUCGCCUAGCCCGCACGAAGUCGUCGAGCAGCCACCCAUCCCGACUUCCACCUCGGAUCCAACAAUCAUGGAACGAGCCGCGAUGGCCAACUACAUCCUGCGAUACAACGAGCUUAGGACUUCGUCGCAGCAAAACUCUUAUGCGACAGAUAAUUCAUGGAUCUCCGACGCCGCUGCCAAUCUGGCUCGGCUCGACAACAUGAACGCUCCGACUCGGACCGGGCCCGACGCUCGACGGACGACGGAGGACAGAGCGCAAACCAUCGGUCAAGCGAUGAGGAAGAAGAAGGAUUGCUGGCUGGUGUAUUGUGGCCAGUCAUCCCAUGGCUCGUCAGGACCACUACCUUCGGGGUGGCAUUGGCACGCAUCGUCGACGAAGGCCCCGGCCUCCGGUUCUCCGAGUGGAUGUGGUGCACUCGUAUGUGCCCGAGGUUUGGUCGAGGCGCCCAAGAAGGUGUUCGAUCGAUCCGGGCGCGGAGAGCUCGAGGAGUCUAUCGCCAGUGAUUUGCCACCGUGUUCGAGCGCUGUCGGCGAAAUGACGGGUCGUAUGUCGUGGAACACGCGGGGCGUGGCUGGCUGCAAAGGUUGCGCGACGACGGAUCUGAGUUGUCGAAGUUGGUGAGUGAUUGUGAACCCCAUCUCGCGACUCGGGAGACGUGCUGACGUAUGGUCAUGUCCUGCACUGUCCAGUGGCAAUCUCCUCGGCUAUCGCGUCGUCAACGCUUGCACCCCUUGCAAAUCCGCUCUCGCGGCGCCAGUGACGGGCCUCUUAUGGCACUAUCGUCGUCGGGCCGUGACCCUCCUCCCUCGCGUCGGGGUUGUCGUCCCUUCCCCGUCCAUCGAUCUAAGCCAGGAUCACUCCGCCUCCCUCCCCACCGUCACCCCCCUCUACGCUCAGGAGCUGAUCUCUGGUUCUCACAUGAAGUGGGACCAAUUACCCCAUGCGCAAAUCGACUUCGAGGAUGGGCUCGUUGGGGAACCGUCGGAGUGGUACAAUCCCGAAACGGACAAUUCUUGGCUCGUCACCAUGGGAUCGACGACGAGGAAUAAAUCGACGGGGCAUCCUUCGGGCGAGACGGUUCAACAUUCGGAUGUCGAACUGCCGGCUCUGCCAUCGCUUUACGCCGAAGCUGCGCAGGAAGAGGAUGCUGGCGUAGCCCCAGCUCGGGACAGCUUAUUCUCCCCCUUUUCGCCACCUCCAGUACCCUCACCUUGGCGUCAGUUGCGCGAUCAUAACGCCGAAACGUCUGACACGCCGGGGAACCCGAACGGUAGAGUAGGCCUACAUCGAUCAGGGGCCAUUCGGAGACUCGCCUCGACGGCCAAUCUAUCGUCAUUGACCAACAACGGACGAGGGACGGUCCGCCCGCGAGACGACGAUGACGAGGGUGACGCUCAAGCGGGUGAAGGACGACGCGUUCGGCGUCGCCUCGUGACGUUGAACAGGGAUGCGGACAACCUUGAACUAGAUCGAUUGACCGAGGUCGCUGGGUAUGGAGCGGCGUUCGUGGGGAGGCAAAAGGAACGACGGAAGAGUGACAAGGCGAGACAGGUCAGGCAGAGGCUGGGGAGACGGAGUGGUGCGUUGGUGGGGAGAUAG
Molecule: messenger RNA, 2724 nt
Organism: Microbotryum saponariae
Lineage: Eukaryota; Fungi; Basidiomycota; Microbotryomycetes; Microbotryales; Microbotryaceae
Source: the annotation of a GenBank genome assembly